AUGUCUUUGAGACUUUUCACAACUGCCUCUCGCCUUAGUUCUGUAGCUUUUAAUAAUAAUGGCCGCAGUCAUUUUUCGACCGGUCUCAUAAGACCAUCAGCGGCCUCCUUGACCAGUGUUUUGCAUGCACAACUUGCCUCUACUUCACGUGGUACUCCUACAGUCUACGAAGCAGACAAAGAUUACUGGUCCCUGAAAACUACCAUCGACGAUAUUAGAGCAAAAUAUGGCUUAAAAGGUGGCAGUCCAAUCAAGGAUCCAAACCUCGAUCAACACUCUGAUGAGCUUGAGGUAGACAUUACAGCGGCCGAUGCACAAAAACUCUUGCGUAUUCAAUCUUUGCUCGAGAACGCGGCACGAGAUUUGAAUAACCUCAUCUCAAAUACGUCAACUGGACCAGAUGGUCAACCAAAAAAACAGGUAUGGUUGGCUGAAGAUGAUGAUGUGUCGGGUAACGCACAAGAAGCUAUCAAAAGUUUUCAGGAAAAUUACGUCGCGGGCGAUGUGGAUUUGAACGCGUAUCAUUUGGAGGAGAAUAUUGAUGAAAAACCGGUUGGAUUUCAAAAUUUUUAUAAACAGUAA
Messenger RNA from Ambispora leptoticha, 582 nucleotides. NCBI's taxonomy places the organism in Eukaryota, Fungi, Glomeromycota, Glomeromycetes, Archaeosporales, Ambisporaceae. The record is from the annotation of a GenBank genome assembly.